UGUAGCCUACGUUGCCGUAUAUAAAACUAUUGAUUUUGAAAGAACAACCUAUCCCAAACAUGUAAAUUAAUGUUUUGAGGUUUGUCUUUUUACCAAAAAUGUACUUUUACUGAAACAUUUGAGCUAAUUUGAGAAUUAUUGUAGGCCUACAGCCAAGAAAUUGUCUGGCACAUAAUCCCCCAUAAAACCACAACAUGUCAUUUUUACGCUUCAGAUUUUGUGGGACUUAAACAUACAAGAUAUAACGUGUUAAUUAAUGAGUUUUAGAGGUCCUGGUAGGUGGAUUUUGUUAAAGGACCCGAUGCAGGCAGCCAAAGAGCCCACUCAAGAAGGCCUCAAGAGAAGCCACCUAAACAUCGGGGUUCUUGAGGAGUUUGCCCAAAAUAUGUCCGAGAACAUAAUCCAGUCAUUUAUAAGCCAGAUGGAAACGGUGGAACUGGAGAUGGACUGCCAGGCGUCCAGAAAUCAGGAGGUGUUAGCUGAAGAGUUAGCCUCCGCAGUGAUUGAGGUCGCUCUGAGGGAAGUGUCAGAGAGGUCAGCUGGAGUAAAGAUGGACGGUGGACAGGAGAUGGAUCCAGGCAAAGAAAUCCAGACUUCCAAAGACGCCAACCCCUGUCACCCAUCUCUGUUCCAGUCAGGGCUCCCCGUGGUGGGAUCCCUCGACUACCCCGACGCCCCUCCGACCACUCCUGUCCUCCCUGAGCUUGAGAGGAGCAGACACAGUUUCUCCAGGAAGCUGAAAGGAGGCUUGGCGACGGUUUUCCUGCCUUCGCCUCCUCCGCCGACCCCAAAGGACAAAGAGGACGGAGCUGCCAGCGACCCCCAGGUGGAGCUAAUGGAGCAUCUAAUGCACUCGCUGACCACAGAUGAUUUGGAGAGAGACUAUUUUGAAGUAGGAUCUCACCACGGAGCCAAGAUGGAGGCUUUCGCGGAGGCUCUUUCACGUGACAUCAUCGACUGGGUCUUGAGUGAUGAACACAUAGAGCAGAUAGCCGACGACAGCAAUCUUCAUCUACUGGCUCACCAACUUGCUGAAACCAUCAUCACCUCCUCCCUCCAUGAAGCCAAAAUGCUUGUCUAGUAUCUCAGUGGGAUCAUAUUUGUGAAGACUGGCAUGUACUGAUAUCGUUACCUCCAGGCUGACUGCCACUGCCUGACAUUCUCGUUGAAAUGUGGUUUACUACAAUAAUACUGUUCUGUACUCCAAUUUUUUGACGGUUUAUUUCUCAAUAAAGUUCGGUUAAAGUUUAUCCAGAUCAAGAGUUUGAUUGUGAAAUAUGACCUAUUUUAUGCAAAAAGUGACCUGCGAUCCAACAAAAAGAUGGUGGACUCGUAGUCAAAACUAAAUCUGGCUCUUUUAAUGACACAUAUAUCCUGGAAGUUAUAUAAUUUAGAAGCUGGCUAAGGUAACGGUGGAUAAAAAGUGCAUUGGCAGGAAAACUCCCAUGGUUUUUGAAUGCAUUUUUGACUGGGAUCCAACUGCAAUAACCAUAAAUGUCCUGUAGAUGUCAUCACAGGAGCAAUGCUCAUUCAGCAUGAGGUCAGUGAGGUCAACCUGAGGGAUUACCUGACAACUAUUAAAAUUAAAUCAGUUUUGGGGGGAAAAAAAUCUGUUUUGCUCUAAAUAUGCAUGAAGGAUUGUUGAAGCUUUAUUUGUUUCUGUACGUUGUUGAUAACUUGAGUUGUUUGUCUUGAUUUUACUUCAUUAAUCAAUACUUAUAUUGUCAAUACAAUGAAUAAAGACUAUAUUUUUUAAUA
This is a messenger RNA of Sebastes umbrosus (honeycomb rockfish), 1758 nucleotides long. RefSeq lists its product as uncharacterized. The transcript is spliced from 2 exons. Bases 257 to 1081 code for a protein of 274 amino acids. Lineage: Eukaryota; Metazoa; Chordata; Actinopteri; Perciformes; Sebastidae. The record is from RefSeq and is a predicted model, not a curated record.